AUGGCCACGUCGAUGGCAUUGAUGCACUGCGCCGCUAUAGUCUACUACCUUGGUACCAGUAUCAAUACUAUUGACUGGCAAAGCAAGAACCGCCACAUGGUGGGUGGCGUCUCCAGAGGCUCUGCCACUGGACAGGCGUUGGACCUGCAGUGGCACAAGUCUAGCAGGACCCAGCAGGGCCAAACAAGGCACAAGGCCCAAUCGUCAAGCGGCAGCCAACCACUGAGUGCCGCUCCCUUUGAGACCCCCAUCCACACGCGGCAAAGUCGAAAACCAAAACACAUUUCCGAGCUUGCUCACCUUUGGGUGUCCCAUAUCGACAUGGAGAGGGUGCAGCAUCGCCUCGUCUUCUCCGCCGCGGGCAUCAUGCUGUUUGGAUCCGCCUGGCUGCUACCCUCGCAAGCCAUGGCGGCCUCGAACCCCAUGACGACCGAUAUUCGCCAUCUGAAUAUACUGCCUCGCAGGAAUGAUACUGUUACUACUUCGAAAGCGCAAGGACAGUCGGGCAUCGGCCUCAUCACAUUUGUCACCUCGAUUGCUACAGCCCUAGUCAUCUUCGGCAUCCAAAUAUCUCUAUUUGCGCUCCUUCGCAAUAAGCUUGCACGCAUUUUUAAACCGAAAACAUAUCUUGUCCCCGAACGCGAGAGAACGGAGCCGCCCCCGAACAACUUCUUCGCCAUGAUCAGAACCGUGAUUCGUUUCAAAGACCGCGAAAUCAUCAAAAAGUGUGGCCUCGAUGCCUACUUCUUCUUGCGCUACCUCAAAACCCUUCUCAUCAUCUUCAUACCCAUCUGUGGCGUCGUUCUGCCCAUUUUGAUCCCGCUCAACUACAUUGGAGGUCUUGGACAGCGGAUUGACAUGAGUGCCGACAACAACACCGCCAAUGAUAAAAAUGUUACCGGCCUAGAUACGCUGGCCUGGGCCAACAUCCGCCCCGAGAACACUGGCCGUUACGUGGCCCAUCUUGUGCUGGCUAUCUUGGUGGUCAUAUGGAUCUGCGUCGUCUUUUUCUUCGAGCUCAAGGCCUACAUCAAAGUUCGACAAGAUUAUCUUACUAGUGCCGAGCAUCGUUUACGAGCCUCCGCCACUACCGUACUUCUCAACUCCAUACCCAAGAAGUGGCUCAGCGAAGACGCGCUCCGAGGACUUCUUGACGUCUUUCCGGGAGGGGUCAGGAAUGUGUGGCUGAAUCGUGACAUGACCAAGCUUCUAGACAAGGUGAACCUUCGCGAACAGAUUCACGCUGCCCUGGAAAACGCAGAGACAGAGCUCAUAAAGGCCGCCAAGAAGGCUCAACUCAAGAAACAGAGGAAGGACGAGAAAAUGGAACGCAAGAAACUGAAGCUGGUCGCGCUUACCAGAAAAGAGAAGGCCGCCAGAAAUGCGAAGCGAGACGAGGAAGCCAAAGAGCUCGCAAACAGCGGAGAGGGUGAGGAUGCUGGCGAUGCGCACGAAAUUCCCCACACAGUCACUGCUGCUGUUGAGGAGUCCGCUCUAGAAAUCGAUGAAAAGAAACAUCACAUUCACGGUGAUGACUAUGACACAGACCACGGCGGCAUGCGCAAUCCCCUGGCCGGCCUUACCAAAACAACAGCCAAAGUUGCAGGCGAGCUAAGGAACGUGGCUAGCAAGUCCGGCAAGGGAAUUGAAGAUGGGCUCGGCACCACGCAUGGCUUUGCACCGCUGUUCUCAAAGAGCAAGAAGAACUUGCCCCUUUCUUCUCAGCGCCCGGGAACGACUGAUUCUCAGGCAACUCAUACACCUGAUGGCUCCAGUGCCUUUGCGACAGCCACUAGCGCCAUUAAGGACGGUGAUGGCAUGGAGGGCCAGACCGUGAGUGGUAACACGGUCAGGAAAUCAGACAAGAACGAUUUUAUGGAUAACCGAAGAAACCGAUUUUGGCAAUUUUGGAAGCCUCCAUCUGGUGCAUACGCCUCGCCCGUCCCUCAAAGCUCUGAAGCCGAAGAUUAUAUGUCCGCCGGUCAGCAAGAGCACAAGACGUCUUGGCAAACGGUAAAAGGCUUCAUUCCGUUCAUGGGCAGCGAGGAUAAAGAAGUGACUUAUCCCGAGGCAUUCAACCCAGAGAAUGAUGACACGGAGGAAGAAGAUGCUGAAUGGCGUAAAUAUCUUAAGAAGAAGCACCGCCCAACGCAUCAUCUCCCUCUGUUCGGCGUCACCUGGCUUUUCGGAAUUCCUGGGAUUACGAAAAAGGUCGACACAAUAUACUACUGCCGAAAGGAACUUGCACGUCUCAAUCUUGAAAUAGAAGAGGACCAAAAGCACCCCGAACGCUACCCGCUCAUGAAUUCGGCCUUUGUUCAGUUCAACCAUCAGGUUGCGGCACACAUGGCUUGUCAAAGUGCCGUCCACCACCUCCCUCGCCACAUGGCCCCCAGAAUUAUUGAAAUAUCGCCCCGAGAUGUUGUCUGGGACAAUAUGGCCAUAUCUUGGUGGGGGGAAGGUCUGCGUGCCUUCAUUGUUAUUGGAAUUGUGUGCACCAUGGCCUUUCUAUGGGCUAUUCCAGUGGCUUGGACGGCGGCGGUAAGCCAGCUUGACCAGCUGAUCCAAGACAAUAACUGGCUGAAAUUCCUCAAAGCGAACAACGAUAUCCUGAACUUUGCCAAGAUUGUUGCUGGUGUGUUGCCUGCCACUCUCUUGGCGCUUCUGCUGGUUUUGGUGCCACUCAUCUUAAACUUCCUCGCGGGUAUUCGAGGUGCCAAGACUGGAACGCAAAAAACCGAAUUUGUCCAAUUUUUCUACUUUGUCUUCUUGUUCCUUCAAGUUUUCCUGGUUGUUUCAAUUGCCUCCUUCUUCGCAGCGUCGCUCGACAAGUUCGUCGUCAACAUUCGAGAGCAGUUGAACUCUGUCCAGAGUGUAUUGAACCUCCUGGCCAAUAACCUCCCGAAGGCAGCCAAUUAUUUCUUCUCAUACAUGGUGCUGCAAGCCUUGACUACUAGCUCUGGUACACUGCUGCAGGUUGUUUCUCUCCUCUUCUGGUUUGUCAUUGGGCCCAUGUUUGACAGCACUGCACGAAACAAGUGGGCGAGAAACACGAACCUCAACAAUGUACAGUGGGGAGCCUUCUUCCCUGUGUACACGAACUUUGCCUGUAUCGCGAUUUUUUACUGCGUCAUUUCACCUUUGAUUUCCAUCUUUGCAGUUGUUACUUUUGGCCUGUUGUGGCUUGCGCAGCGCUACGCAAUGGUCUACGUCUAUCGCAUGGAGCGCGAUACUGGCGGCGUCCUAUACCCACGCGCCAUCAAUCAGACUUUUACCGGUCUGUAUUUUAUGCAGCUGUGUAUGGCGGGACUCUUCUUUAUUGUCAAAGACGAAAACGACACACGCCCCUGCAUUACACACGGUGUCAUCAUGUUGGUCGUCAUGCUUUUGACCAUGCUUUAUCAGUAUCUUCUAAACCAAUCCUUCUCGCCACUAUUUCGCUAUCUGCCCAUCACCUUUGAAGACGAAGCCGUUCUCCGUGACGAGGCAUUCCAGCGCGCCCAAGACUCCCGUCUGGGCGUUGACGAAGACGAUGAAGAGGAUCUUAAGGAGUUACCAGACCUCCGCGAGAAGUCGCCAUCUUUCAUUGAAGGUGAAGAGGGCAUCGAACUGAAUACUAUGCAACAGGAGAACCGUCGUCCAGGCGGUCUGCUUUCUCUCAAGCCGAUGAAGCAAGUUGGUUCGUGGGCUGUGGAAGGUAGCAAGCAUGUGGGCGGAUGGGCCAAGGGGGGAGGCAACCAGCUGUUGCGUCUGACCAAGGCCGACCGCAACUCUCAGGCCGCACAGUACCGCCGACAGCAGCGGAAGAGGGAUCUCGAGGCACAGCGCGCAAUGGGUAAUGCCCUUUUCGGCGGUGUCCAUGACGAAAUCGAAGAUCUGACGGUGGACGAGAGAGAUAUGCUAACACGGCACGCCUUUCUACACUACGCCCUGCGAGCCCGUCGUCCUGCCGUUUGGAUCCCCCGCGACGACCUAGGCAUCAGCGAGGAUGAGAUCAAGCGCACGCGCGCGUUCAGCAAGCACAUUUGGAUCAGUAACGAAGGCACAGCGCUCGAUAGUAAAGUGCGCGUGAUCUACGGCAGGCAUCCGCCCGACUUUUCCGAGGUUGACCUGAUUAAUCUCUAA
Messenger RNA from Cordyceps militaris CM01, 4125 nucleotides. RefSeq names its product DUF221 domain protein. Gene Ontology annotation, cellular component: plasma membrane. The transcript is spliced from 4 exons. Gene Ontology annotation, molecular function: calcium-activated cation channel activity. Bases 1 to 4125 code for a protein of 1374 amino acids. NCBI's taxonomy places the organism in Eukaryota, Fungi, Ascomycota, Sordariomycetes, Hypocreales, Cordycipitaceae. The record is from RefSeq and is a predicted model, not a curated record.